Eimeria tenella is the source of this 723-nucleotide messenger RNA. RefSeq lists its product as uncharacterized. The record is from RefSeq and is a predicted model, not a curated record. The transcript is spliced from 3 exons. The coding region runs from base 1 to 723 and encodes 240 amino acids. NCBI's taxonomy places the organism in Eukaryota, Apicomplexa, Conoidasida, Eucoccidiorida, Eimeriidae.
AUGCCCUGCCCCCCGCCGUACCCAGGGGGCCCCCAGGGGGGCCCCCCUAGUCCAGCAGGGGGGCCCCCAAGCGAGGCUGGGGGGCCCCCCGAGUGCAGCAGGGCGGACGAGCUGAAGCAGCUGGUGCGGCGGACGCAGCAGGAGGUGUGGCAGCAGCAGCAGCAGCAGCAGGAAACUCUGAAUGCGCUCAACGGGCACCUUUCCGAAGCAAAAUGUCUGCUGCAGCGGCUUGAUGCAGUGCAGCAGCAGCUGCAGCAGCGGGCAUGGCUGACGGGCUUCCAGCUGCGGGGGCCCCCCCUGGGGGGCCCCGAGCGGCCGCCGGCGCCAUGGGCACCGUUUGGGUCGCUUGCUGCUGCUGCUGCUGCUGCGGGCGCCGCCGCUGCAGCAGCAGCAGCAGCGCCCGGAGCAGCAGCAGCAGGCGCCGGCGACGUGCUGCGGCUCCGGGUGCAGCAGGAAGAUGAAGUUGCUGCUAUCAAGAUGUGCUACAGAGACCUCGAGGAGCAGCUGGAGGACAUGCAGCAGAGCCUGCACGCAAUAGCGAGGGCCAAAGAAGAAGCAGCUAAAAUACACGUAAACAAAACAGAAGCUACAGCGGAGACCAGCAGUAGCAGCAGCAGCAGCACAGCAAAGCAACACUGGGGGCUGCAGCAGAGAGGCACGCGUAUAUCAGCAAACACAGCAAGCAGCGCCUGCUGCUGCCACUGCUGCUGCUGCUGGCGUUGA